AUGGCCGAUUCCAGUGACUUGGAUCGGCAAAUUGAGCAGCUAAAGAAAUGCGAAAUUAUCAAGGAAGCUGAGGUCAAAGCCCUUUGUGCCAAAGCACGAGAAAUCCUCAUCGAGGAAAGUAACGUGCAGCGUGUCGACUCGCCUGUGACAGUUUGUGGAGAUAUCCAUGGACAGUUUUACGAUUUAAAAGAAUUAUUCAAAGUAGGUGGAGAUGUGCCAGAGACGAAUUACCUUUUCAUGGGAGAUUUUGUGGAUAGAGGUUUUUAUAGUGUUGAAACGUUUCUUCUUCUCCUUGCAUUAAAGGUCCGUUAUCCUGACAGAAUCACGUUGAUAAGAGGAAAUCAUGAAUCACGACAGAUAACGCAAGUUUACGGCUUUUAUGAUGAGUGCUUGCGCAAGUACGGUAGUAUAACGGUGUGGCGGUAUUGCACAGAGAUAUUUGACUAUUUAUCAUUGUCUGCUAUCAUUGACGGCAAGAUUUUCUGCGUUCAUGGUGGAUUGUCGCCUAGUAUUCAGACACUGGAUCAAAUCCGGACUAUAGACAGGAAACAAGAGGUUCCUCAUGACGGGCCAAUGUGCGAUUUGUUAUGGUCCGAUCCUGAGGAUACUCAAGGCUGGGGUGUAUCACCACGCGGUGCCGGUUACCUCUUUGGUAGUGAUGUAGUUGCGCAGUUUAAUUCAGCUAAUGACAUCGACAUGAUAUGCAGAGCUCAUCAGUUAGUGAUGGAGGGCUACAAAUGGCAUUUCAACGAGACUGUAUUGACGGUUUGGUCUGCACCAAAUUACUGUUACAGAUGUGGUAAUGUCGCCGCGAUACUGGAAUUGAACGAACAUUUGCAGAGAGAUUUUACGAUAUUUGAAGCAGCACCGCAGGAAAGCCGUGGGAUACCCAGCAAGAAGCCGCAAGCGGAUUACUUUUUAUAAACGAACUAUAUUGUAGACUACACAAAAGAAUCAUCGGAAUCGCGUCAAACCAAGCCACGGGAUUUGCUUUUUCUUUGCGUCUCUCUUUCCGAACAGUUUGUGUGAAGGACACUGGUUGGCUUACUAUUAUUUUGUAUGGCAACAAGACUUUAAUGAAUAGACCAUUGGUAAUCUUGUAAGAAGCAUUUGAAUAGAACUGCGGUGACACGUGUAAGGAACCGAUGUAAAAUAAAGUAAAACUCACCUCUUCGUAUUUAAGGAGGUGAUAUGACACGUUAUCGCACAACGCAAAUUUCUGAAGUAAAUUUUCGAUUAUAUAUAUAUAUAAAAUGUCUUAAAGUACACGGAAAUUUUGCUUUAGCAAAAGAUUUCAAUAAAUUGUUCAUUAAAUAAAAAGACCUUUUUAAUAUCGA
Molecule: messenger RNA, 1337 nt
Organism: Ooceraea biroi (clonal raider ant)
Lineage: Eukaryota; Metazoa; Arthropoda; Insecta; Hymenoptera; Formicidae
Gene: Pp4-19C
Product: protein phosphatase 19C
Molecular function (GO): protein serine/threonine phosphatase activity
Source: RefSeq, a predicted model, not a curated record